AUGAAAGUGUUCAUUGAUUUGGAAGACAAAGCAGCGGAUAUAGGGCUAGGGGUUGAUGUUGGUUUUUGGGCACCUGCGCCUGUGCCUGAUAUUGUUGAAUUAGUGGCAGUACCAGUUGGUGUGG
Molecule: messenger RNA, 124 nt
Organism: Scutellospora calospora
Lineage: Eukaryota; Fungi; Glomeromycota; Glomeromycetes; Diversisporales; Gigasporaceae
Source: the annotation of a GenBank genome assembly